AUGGCUUCGGUUUCCAGCAGCGGCGAUUUCGACUUCGGCAAGUGGGACUUCCCAGCCGAGCGCAUCUGGCUGCACAAGCCCAAUGGGGAGAUCACCUGGAAGAUCUGCACUUUUCUGCCACUGAUUGCCUUUGGUCUGUAUGGAAACUUCACCAUGCUUUAUCUGAUAGCCACCAACCGUUCUUUGCGCUCGCCCACCAACUUGAUUAUUGCAAAUAUGGCCGUUGCGGAUCUACUGACCCUGGCCAUUUGUCCUGCCAUGUUCAUGGUGAACGACUUCUAUCAGAACUACCAGUUGGGAUGCGUGGGCUGCAAGCUGGAGGGAUUUUUGGUGGUGGUCUUCCUCAUCACAGCCGUGCUCAAUCUCUCGGUAGUCAGCUACGAUCGUCUCACGGCCAUCGUGCUGCCAAUGGAGACGCGCCUCACCAUAAGGGGCGUCCAGAUAGUGGUGGUCUGCACCUGGGUCUCGGGUAUCCUAUUGGCAUCACCAUUGGCUUUCUAUCGCUCGUACAGGGUGCGAGUAUGGAAGAACUUUACGGAGCGAUAUUGCAAGGAGAACACCUCCGUGCUGCCCAAGUACUGGUAUGUUCUGAUCACCAUUCUGGUGUGGCUGCCACUAGGCAUCAUGCUUAUCUGCUACAUUGCCAUAUUUUAUAAGCUUGAUCGAUAUGAAAAGCGCGUCCUUAGUCGCGAGAACCCGCUGACAGUGAGCUAUAAACGCAGCGUGGCCAAGACACUGUUCAUUGUGGUCGCGGUCUUUGCAGCUCUACGGCUGCCCUUUACAAUCCUGGUUGUACUACGGGAAAAAUACUUCGGUGAAGAUGUCUCUGUUAGCAGUGGAAUGCAGCUAUUCUGGUACAUCUCACAGUAUUUGAUGUUUCUGAACGCCGCCGUCAAUCCGCUGAUCUAUGGCUUCAACAAUGAGAACUUUAGAAGAGCCUACUACCAAAUAUCUUGGGUUCGCCGAUGGCGAGACGCUGCGAAAAUGAAGAAGGUUUCUGGAUCAACAAAUCACUGCUGCUACUGUGCCUUUAUGAAGAAGGGCAAACGGACACAACAGGCAGGAAAUUUAGAGCGAGACAUAAGCAAGGAUAUGUCGUCGGAACAACCAUCGGCCAAGUCAUCUAAGAUAGUUAAAAAUGAACCCACUGAUUUACUUGUAUCCGAAAUCGGGGCAGACGGGUUUAUAUAAAAGAAAUUUA
This is a messenger RNA of Drosophila mauritiana, 1201 nucleotides long. RefSeq names its product neuropeptide FF receptor 2. Gene Ontology annotation, cellular component: membrane. The transcript is spliced from 3 exons. Gene Ontology annotation, biological process: G protein-coupled receptor signaling pathway. Bases 1 to 1191 code for a protein of 396 amino acids. Gene Ontology annotation, molecular function: G protein-coupled receptor activity. The record is from RefSeq and is a predicted model, not a curated record. Lineage: Eukaryota; Metazoa; Arthropoda; Insecta; Diptera; Drosophilidae.